AUGGCCGCUACUCCUGGAUUGUCUUCCUUUGUGAAAUCUCUCAAGCACGCGGAUGUCGAGACUUCGAUCGAACACUUCAUCUCUCUUUUGAAAAGACGCCAGAUCAGGAACUCCAGACCGUGUGCUAUUGCAACAACUCAGCUCUUGCUCCGUAUUGUCGCUGCUUCGAAGACCAGAGAUGCCAGCUCUCUAAUUGAGCGAGUGCGCAAGGUUGGGCAGCGUUUGAUCGCUGCCCAGCCUCGUGAGAUGGCAGUUGGCAACAUCGUACGCCGCGUCCUUGGUCUGAUCAGAGAAGUUGAGGAGACUGGUCUGGAUGCCGGUGCCUUUAGCGAGGCCGAACAAAGCGAUGAACCCCACGAAACUCACAACAACUCAUUGCACAGACCCGUCAUGAACUCUCACAUCUCAGCCUUCAGCCCGCUAAACCACAGCGCUUCUGGUCCAUCUAACGUGAAUCUGAGGCAGGAGAGCCCUUCUCCUGCGGAUUUCAACGACAGCAUGGGAGGCCACAGACCCCCGCUUCUUACUUCCCACACUUCCUACGCCACUGGUCCCCAGGUAACCUCACUGUUCGGCCUGCUGUCACAUCCAGAUGAGCCUUCUCCGGCGGUGACUCCACCAGCAGGUGCUCAAUCGCCCGUCUCGAAAGGAGGUUUGCGUCUAGGCAGCAUCCCCGAGUCAGCACAAACGAAGAUGGACGUGAAAGCCGAAGUCAUUGACGGAAUCAAGGAGCUCGUCGACGAACUAGACAUUGUGGACGACCAAAUCGCUGCAUCAGCCCUCGAGCACAUCCACGCCAACGAAAUCAUCCUCACCCACACUUCCUCGCAGACGGUCCAAAAGUUCCUCAUCGCAGCAGCCCGCAAGAGAAAAUUCACCGUUAUCCACGCUGAAGCCUACCCCAACGAUCACGUCGACACACACGCGACCAUCUUGACCGGCGGCAAAAAGGGCGAUGACGACGACGAGGAAGCCGAUGAGCGAUGGAAGCCUUUGAUCUCCAUGGGCAUCCAAGUCAUCAUGAUCCCAGACUCUGCCGUGUUUGCACUCAUGUCGCGCGUCAACAAGGUCAUUCUCGCCCCUCACACCGUGCUUGCCAAUGGCGGGCUAAUCGCAGCAACCGGUGCGCUUACCAUCGCUCAAGCGGCCAAAGUACAUCAAACACCCGUUGUUGUGGUCAGUGGUGUGUACAAGCUGAGCCCUGUGUACCCCUUUGACAUGGAAGAAUUGGUCGAGUACGGUGACCCGGGCAAGGUUAUUGAUUUCCAGCAGGGCGAUUUGGUGGAGAGUGUUGAUGUCAACAAUCCCAUCUACGAUUACGUCAGUGCCGACCUUGUGGAUUUGUACAUCACCAAUCUUGGAGGUCACGCACCCAGUUAUCUUUACAGGAUCGUUGCGGAUCAUUAUCGUGUAGACGAUAUCAACCUCUCGUAA
Messenger RNA from Aureobasidium namibiae CBS 147.97, 1434 nucleotides. Its product is annotated as nagb/rpia/CoA transferase-like protein. Gene Ontology annotation, molecular function: translation initiation factor activity; guanyl-nucleotide exchange factor activity. Gene Ontology annotation, cellular component: eukaryotic translation initiation factor 2B complex. The record is from RefSeq and is a predicted model, not a curated record. Gene Ontology annotation, biological process: translational initiation. The coding region runs from base 1 to 1434 and encodes 477 amino acids. Lineage: Eukaryota; Fungi; Ascomycota; Dothideomycetes; Dothideales; Saccotheciaceae. The transcript is spliced from 3 exons.